Trypanosoma rangeli is the source of this 1173-nucleotide messenger RNA. RefSeq lists its product as uncharacterized. NCBI's taxonomy places the organism in Eukaryota, Euglenozoa, Kinetoplastea, Trypanosomatida, Trypanosomatidae. Gene Ontology annotation, molecular function: soluble NSF attachment protein activity; syntaxin binding. Gene Ontology annotation, cellular component: vacuolar membrane; SNARE complex. The transcript has a single exon. Bases 1 to 1173 code for a protein of 390 amino acids. The record is from RefSeq and is a predicted model, not a curated record. Gene Ontology annotation, biological process: SNARE complex disassembly; intracellular protein transport.
AUGACUUCUCAGGAGGAAAGCCCCACCGCCGUGGCUGCUGCUGCUGCUGCUGCUGCUGCAAAUAAUAAUAAUAAUGCUGAUGCGGCCUCAGCGAGCGAAGUCGAUUCCACGCUGCGUAAGGCGGGGUGUGUGCAGUUGUCUGUCUCUUCCACGUCUUGCGUGGGCACGCAGCAGAGUGCACCGUCCGAGCUCCCCGUCACGUCUACUUCUGGCCAGCUACAGGGCACCACGCAUACGCCCGGGUUCGGCAGCGGGAACGGCAGCCACGAUGCUACCGCAAACGCCGUCACCGCUAAGCUGGAGGAGGCGCAGAAAAUGUAUGCAAAGGCAGAGGCAAGUGUGGCGAACGGACUUUCCCUAUGCAGCGAUUGGCUUUGCGCACGCGACCUUUUCUACGAGGCGGGUGCGCUCUUUGGUACCUGUGGCUAUGCGGAUUUGGCUGCCAAGGCGUUUCUACACGCAGGCCUUAUUGCUGAUGCGUUUAAGAAUGAGUGUGAAACGAUUUCAAUGCUCUCCCUGGCGGCGGAUAAUCUGCAGGUUGUGCAGCCCGCCAGCGCCGUGGAUGUGUUGAACUUUCUUUCCGAUUCUUUUGUAAAGAGCGGCCUCAUCAUUCAGGCGGCGCGGUGUAGGCGGGAUGCGGCGGAGAUCUUGGAGUACCGCCUUGAUAUGCCUGUACAGGCGGUCGAAGCGUAUAAGGCGGCGAUGCAGCUCUUCGGUGACCGCGCCUUCACAAAAUCCUUCACCCGCGGCUGCAUGGAACGCAUCUCCGCGCUGACGACCAUGCAGAUGCAGUUCGAGGAGGCGGCGGAGUUGUACUUGGAGGAGGCGAAGAUGGUGCAGCGGUUUCUUCCAAAGACGCGGCAGUUUCUUUACUGCUUGCUGUGUCUCCUCGCCAACGGGUUCGGCACCGAUGAUCGCUACUUUGACGCGCUGUACAUCACGCGCAAGAAGUUUGACGCCCUGCAGGAGGAGGAAAAGAACUUCCAGCAGGGGAAGGAGUACGCCCUCGCACGGCACCUUAUUGAGGCGAACGAUCACGGCUCCCUCAGUGAGUUUGACGUCGCGGUGUUUACAUACAAAUCCUGCACGACGUUCGUGCCCGACGUCGUCUUCGAUUUACUCAUUGAGCGCUGCCGUGCCAACCUCUACGAGCAUCUGGAACAAUACAUGUAA